AUGUGGCAUGAUAUAAUUCGUCUUGGUCUUGUACGUAUAUUUUAUCCAUGUUUAAUGAUAUUUGGUACAAUUGGUAAUAUAUUAUGUUUAAAAAUUCUUUUACGAAAACGUUUUCGUCGUCAAUCAACAUGUCAAUAUUUAUGUAUAGUGGCUGUUAUUGAUAUUUUAUUUAUUUAUAUGAGAUCAACAAGAUAUUUAUAUCGAUAUAUAUUUCAUGGUGAUUUACGUAAUACAUCAUUAUGGAUAUGUCGAUCAUAUAUAUUUUUUUCAUCAACACUUUCACAUUUAGCUUCAUGGAUACUUGUUAUUGUUAAUUUUGAUAGAUAUUUUAUAAUGAAAAAUUUUUUUCCAUAUCGUCAUGCUGGAUGGCGUGUGAUUAAAUCUACGUGCGUUCUUAUUUUUAUUAUAUGUCUUGUUAAUACACACUAUUUUUACAUCUUAGGUGUUAAUAAGGAUUUAAAUAUUUCAAGUAUUCAUAAAUAUAAAAAUAGUUCUAAUGAAACUUAUAUUUUAACAACACGUUUCGUAUGCAUGGCACGUCCAGAAUUUCAAAAAUUUUUUAGUUUAUAUUUACCAAUAUUUGAUUUACUUUCUGUAGCUAUUAUUCCAGUUCUUCUAAUGAUAUUUACAAAUAUAGGUAUAAUACGUAUAACACAACGUACAAGUCUUUUUUUAACAUCACGAAAACAAAAACGAAAUAAUCGUCUUACAAUUAUGUUAUUAUCAGUUACAUUAGCAUUUAUGCUAUUAACAUGUCCAUCAGUUAUAUAUAUAUGUAUAAAUCGUUUAAUACCAUCAACAUCAGUUUCUGAUACAAAAUUAGUUAUAAUUGAUUUACUUGAAUCAUUAUGGUAUACAAAACAUGCAUUAAAUUUUAUUUUAUAUACAUUAAGUGGACAAGAUUUUCGAAGAGAAUUUCGAAAAUUAAUAUCAUGUUCAAAACGUACAACAUCAAGUACAUUACAAUAUCAACGACGACAACAACAAAAAGAAAAUAAUCUAGUUUCAAUGACUACUUAUAAUUCAUUUCGACAAUCAUCUUCGACUAAUAUUCGUUUACAUAAAUUAAAGAAAAAACGACAAUAUUAUAAUGGAAAUAAUCAAUUAUCAAUGACAUAUUCAAAUACAAUACAAGAUAAAAUAAUUGAUGAUGGAGAAAGUACUCUUGGUGGUGAAUGUGGUUUAUAUUCUGCUAGUUCAAAUGUCAUAUUACCGACAGUACCAUGGUGGACAUAG
This is a messenger RNA of Rotaria sordida, 1236 nucleotides long. The record is from the annotation of a GenBank genome assembly. NCBI's taxonomy places the organism in Eukaryota, Metazoa, Rotifera, Eurotatoria, Philodinida, Philodinidae.